AUGAAAGGCUCUUCUCCAUCAUAUUCGACGAUUGAACAGUGGGUUUCUAAAUUGAAGAAAGGUCGCACGAGCACUUCUGACGAACCACGUUCAGGACGCCUAUUUGAUGUUGCAACACCAGAAAUUAUUGAAAAAAUUAAUAAAAUGGUGAUAGAAGACUACAGAUUAACGUUGAAUGAGAUAGCUGAGGAUACUAUAAUUUCAACUGAGCAUGUACGAAAUAUUUUACAUGAACAUUUGGGCAUGGAGAAGCACUGCUGUCGGUACUGCUGUCACCACUACACUCCAGAAAGUAAACAGCAGUCGAAACAAUAA
Molecule: messenger RNA, 315 nt
Organism: Belonocnema kinseyi
Lineage: Eukaryota; Metazoa; Arthropoda; Insecta; Hymenoptera; Cynipidae
Exons: 1
Coding region: 1-315 (104 amino acids)
Source: RefSeq, a predicted model, not a curated record